Chilo suppressalis (striped riceborer) is the source of this 1451-nucleotide messenger RNA. The record is from the annotation of a GenBank genome assembly. Lineage: Eukaryota; Metazoa; Arthropoda; Insecta; Lepidoptera; Crambidae.
UUUGAUCAAUCGCGGCAAUAUUGUAGUCAUUUGCUCAGCUAUUUCUUUCAGUGUUUGCAUUGUACUGAGUGUUUGUUGUGUGCGAGUUUUCUCACCUUCUUUCAUUGUUUGUCGUAUAGGACACCGAAUUUUAGUAGUUCCUUACAAUGCGUUUUGUAAUCAAACAUGCUGGCUAUGGCAGCGAACGUGUAAGUACUCUGUCGGGAUUUGGCAAGGUAAAAACUGCCAGUAUUGAAACACCUACCGCAGCACUUCUUACACAGGGUGGCAGUGUUGUUCAUUUAACAGUAGAUGUUCUGGCCAAAGUCUUCUCAAAUCCCCAGUUGCUUUGGGUACCUCUUUCCAACUCUGCUCGACUUGAGGCGGGUGUGAGGGCACAAGGUGAAGGAGUAGCUAAAUUUUCGGGUCUACAAAACCAUAUUACUUGCGCCACUCUGCAAAAUGUCAGUGAAAUCACUCCAUCAGGACACUUUGAGACUAAUCUCGUGCCUAUGUGGACUAAAAAUGGCAAAAAAAUGAUAUCCGCUGAUAAGUAUAUGGAUAUAAUGGAGAUAUACAAACCUGAUAUCUUAUUAGCAAUUGCUGAUGAUCACAUAACUUUAAAAGAAGGUAAUAAACGGGUUAGUAAGGCUGUAGAAAGAUCAUGUUCACUAUUGGAUACUUGUGUGAAUCGUUAUUUGAAUUCAACGCAACUGAAGGAUUGUUCCCUUAUAGGUGUUAUAACUGGUACAGGAAUCAAGGAAAAAUGUGAACAUUGCAUAAAACAUAUACUCAAACACAAGGAACAUUUAAGUGGUGUGGCAUUAUCAGGUAUGACAGAUGGCUCAGAAGAAUCAUUACGAAUUCCUAUUGACAAGUUUGAAGAAAUUCUUAAAAGAAUAUGUGAAUCUGUUCCAAGUGAUCUUGUUAAGUUCAUAGAAGGCUGUUGGAGUCCUGAUAUCAUAAUGAAGGCCAUACAAUAUGGCUGGGAUGUGUUCGAUGGGUCUUAUCCUACGAAGCUUACAAAUGCUGGCUAUGCGUUAAAACUGAACUUUGAUUCACAUCGAAUUAGUGAUGAACUCUGUAUAUUAGACCUCAACAAUGAUCGAUACAAGGAAGAUUUCAGAGCAGUUUUGGAAGGCUGUGAGUGCCUAGCCUGUCGGAAGCACACAAGAGCUUAUAUUCAACACCUUUUGAAUACCAAAGAGAUGCUUUCAACAGUUUUAUUGAGCAUACACAAUCUCCAUCAUUUCGAUCAAAUGUUUGUCCACGCACGACGCCACAUCGCGUCUGGCACUUUUGAAGUUUACAAAGAACAUAUAAUCAAGCAAUAUGAAACGUACAAGCAGCAAGUGCUAAUUGAAAAUGACAUAGGAAAAGAUUGUGAAUCAGUGAAAACUACGAAGAAAAUUCGUGUAAGUGACGAUAUAACUGAAAACGUAGUUAGUGCAUAAGUAAUGUGUAUUUGUAGC